CUCUCUUGUUCGAUCGCCGCGUAAACACCUCUCGAUGUCCAUUGAGAUAUAUCUUAAAGCUUUUUUUGUAACACAUAGAAUAGUAAAGAUCUUUUAUGGUCAGUGAAAGAACGGUGCUGUUUUGGAAGACAAGUAAUACCCGAGUUGCACAUCAAAGUGACAAAUGGUUGAGAUAUUCUGUUCAUAGAACAACUCAUUUCCGAGCCUGUUGGCGUUGAUUGAUGGUAUCCUGGAACAGGUUUUCUUUGUUCUAUCCAUACGCCCUCGUGCUCUGAGUCCAGUUCAGAAGUGACUGUCGCAUUCGGUUAUGUGUGAGUGAGUAGGUGGUAAAAUUGUGUUCUGCCCCAUUCUCGUGUCUUCUGAAGGCCCAACAGAAUUGAUAGCAAUAUAGACGCAGGGAUAUAAUAAGGCAUGGUGGCGGUGCAUUAUUGUAUGCACUCGCGAAGCACUGCUCACUCGAACGGAUUCACCAGUUGAGCCGGAGAACAUCCACAAGAUCUGUGAUGAGGCAUGCAUCCGUCUGGGUGUGCAUCCUGACAUUCUACAACCUGCAGUCAUCGGCACUGGCCGCAAUCGUACCACCGCCGUGGAGUGAUCCCAACAAAAAUCCCUGCGCUACCCAGCCUGGCGGGUGGCAACUGCUCUACUGGCCGCCAUUGAAAAAAUGCUUCAAAAUAUUCCAGCUCGGCUACCCAUGCCCCGAGACUAUGGAGCUCAGUCCAGUCGGGGUAGGCUCCACCAGCAAUGGAUCGACGGCUGAAUGUCGCUGCCCACCCGGCACCGCACAGUACCCCAUAACCAAGCAGUGCCACCGAUUGUUCGAACGAGGGCCCUGCGAUUUCGGGGAAUACUUCGCACCAAUUGCGGAUUCCGAUGUGAAGAGUGCCAUACCAAAGCAACGCUGGGGAGUUUGCAAAUCGACAGAAAUCUGCGAUGCUGGGAUGAUUUACUGGCCUCAGGAUAACAAAUGCUACCAAUUACACACGAAAGGACCUUGUACCAAAGGGAAAUUAAUUAGUCUGGAUAACAACGGGAUUGCAAAGUGCAAGUGCGAGGAUGUUGGGGAACUCAGCAAUUACUUUCACGACGAAACGGAAACUUGUCAUGAGUUUUUCACCAAAGGACCGUGUUCACGAACGGGCGAGCUGUUUCUACCCUCGAAGAAAUGCGCCUGCCAUCAACGAUUACCACAUUUUCACAAUGAAACCAGUCAGUGUUACGAGUUGGGGACAAUAGGACCAUGUCCGAUUGGACACACAUUCAUUAUAGCCGAUAGAAGAGGCCAACAGGUGGUGAGCAAUAUGAAGGCUGAGUGUCGAUGUAAAGAAAAUUACGUCCUGUGGAAAAAUGGCUACUGCUAUAAGCUAUACACGCAAGGGCCAUGUGAUCAAGGCUCGUUUAUAAUAGACUCAAACGUUUGCAUACAAAAUCCUUGCGAAAAGGGACGGCUAUACUUCCCUAAGGAAAAGACAUGCUACCGAAUAGGUUCUCAAGGUCCUUGUAGCCUACAUCAGGUGGUUGUAUUUGAUUUCACGACCAGACCUUCGCUGGAUGGUAUUUCGUACAACGGAAUUUGUGGCUGUGCAGGUGUAAUAAACAAUUUGGAUCAAUCCUGUUCCGAAGACAAUGUUUCCAAGAGUGCUUGUGAUAGUACACCUGACAUGGUAGAUAUAAAUAAACAAUGCUUUAAGCUUUAUACACGUGGUCCUUGUGGUCCAGGACAGUGGCUAGAGCCGAAGAAAACUCCAGUCAAAAUACGUGCGGCCACUUGUGUGUGUCGUCCAGGAUACACACCAUACGACGCUCCCCAUCAGAACGGCGUUAUUGGGUGUCAACCUCCAGCCGUCGGACUUGCCAGGUACUUGAACGGAAGACGAAUUGUAUCGAUCAAAGUUGGGAACUUCUUAGCGUAGUGUAGGUCUAACAGAAAAAAAAAAUCUAAUUUUUCCUAUGGGCAAUCAAUGUUUUGGUCGGCUAAUUGUGGUCAGUUUUUAAAAGCAUGAAACCUGAAUUUAAGCUGGUAUUUGGGUUCAAUUAUAACACCUUUAACUCCAAUAACGAAAUCCAUACAUAUUGUGCUCCUUCUGCAGGUGGUUCAUGAGCUUAUUAGGAUUCGGGACUACAUCGCCAGAAGAGUACUAAGUUACCAAACACUGAAGAGCAAUUGACAUAUGGAACCACUUUCGAGACAUUCACGAUACUUAACUACGGAUAUCACGACAAUCAGACCAACUCAUACUUCGAAACUGCUCAGCGCACCACUAAGUGCGAACAGGUGUGAGGAUAAGUAUUGUGAUUGUGCCAUAGAUGCAAAAUACUGUAAAAUAUUUGUAAGAUAAUAAUAUACUAUGUGAAUUAAAUGCCAAUACCGACUGAAUAGAGUAAUUCAAUGAUGUGACAAUAAAAAGCAAAGUAUAUUAAGAGGUACU
This is a messenger RNA of Toxorhynchites rutilus septentrionalis, 2429 nucleotides long. RefSeq lists its product as uncharacterized. The record is from RefSeq and is a predicted model, not a curated record. The coding region runs from base 504 to 1913 and encodes 469 amino acids. The transcript is spliced from 4 exons. Lineage: Eukaryota; Metazoa; Arthropoda; Insecta; Diptera; Culicidae.